UUUUCAUAAUCAUUCUCUUCAUUAUUUGAUGUGAUAUAACAGCUGUUGCAUCCCCCAAGAACUCACGAGCUGAGAGUCAGAUAUAUAAGCAACCUAUCACCUCCCCUUUCUCUCUCUUCAAUCUCUUUCUCUCUCCUCCCCUGUCUGUUAAACGUAUCACAGAAAAUGGUGGAAAACUGAGAGAGAGAGAGAGAGAAAAGAGUUGACAGAGAGGGAAAGGGAAAAGGAUGCAACCUCCUGUUCUUUUCUUCCUCCUUGUGGCCUUCUGCCUCGCCGUCACAGAGGCCUCUGGACAAGAAGAAGAAGUUCUCUUAGCCGUUAAAGCCCACUUGAUCGACCCACUUCACAAGCUAACCGACUGGGGCUCGCCAAAUCGAACCCAUUGCCGGUGGACUGGGGUGCGGUGUGGUUCGGACGGCUCAGUCGUUGGGCUCGACCUUUCGAAUAUGAGCCUUAGCGGCCGAGUAUCUGAUGAGCUCCAGUGGGUUCCAAACCUCUCUUUCUUCAAUAUUUGCUGCAAUGCCUUUACUACUCCUCUCCCUCCUUCUCUUUCGAAGCUCACCUCCCUCCAAGACCUCGACCUCAGCCAGAAUUUGUUUUCCGGCAGGUUUCCGUCGGGCCUUGACGCAGCUGUUGGCUUACUGAGCAUCAAUGCAUCAGGAAAUAAUUUCACUGGCCGCUUGCCUGAGGAGCUCGGAAACCUCACGAAGCUCGAGAACCUCGACCUCAGAGGAAGUUUUUUCGAAGGAGAAAUUCCAAAAUCCUUCGGAAACCUGAAGAAAUUGAGGUUUCUAGGCUUGUCCGGAAACAAUCUAACUGGUCCGAUCCCUGUUGAGCUUGGGCAGCUAUCGAAUUUGGAGACGAUGAUCAUCGGAUACAAUGCAUUUGAGAGCUCAAUUCCUCAAGAAUUCGGCAAUUUAGUGAAUCUUCAGUAUCUGGAUUUAUCAUUUGGCAGCCUUAUUGGGCUGAUUCCUAUGCAGUUGGGGCAGCUCAAGAAGCUGAACACCAUGUUUCUGUAUCAGAACCACCUUGAGGGCCCGAUACCAGUUGAAUUCGGGAACCUGACGGCGCUUGUUUACCUUGAUUUAUCAGCGAAUUCACUCAAUGGAACCUUACCAGAAGAGUUAUCUCAGCUCGAAAAGCUUCAAUUGUUGAAUCUCAUGUGUAAUCAACUCAGCGGUUCAAUGCCAGAAAAGAUUGGAAAGCUUGCUGCAAUCCAAGUACUGGAGCUCUGGAACAACUCCUUUACCGGGCCUUUGCCAUCAGAUCUUGGCCAACAUUCGCCAUUGCAAUGGCUGGAUGUGUCAUCGAAUUUGUUUUCUGGCGAGAUCCCGACAGGUCUCUGCAAUGGAGGUAACCUCACUAAGCUCAUCUUGUUCAACAAUGGUUUCUCGGGGCUCAUACCCCAGUCCAUCGCAAAAUGUACCUCUCUUAUUCGUAUGCGUGCCCACAAUAACAAUCUCUCCGGGCCAAUUCCGUCGGGUUUGGGCACAUUGCCUAGGCUCCAGCGGCUUGAGCUAGCCGGAAACAACCUCACAGGGGGUAUACCGGCGGACCUCGCCCCCUCAACCUCCCUCUCUUUCAUCGACCUUUCGCGUAACCACCUUCAGUAUUCUCUCCCCUCCAGCAUCCUCGCCAUCCCUAAUCUACAGUCUUUUCUUGCCGCUGCAAACAACCUUACCGGCCAAAUCCCGACACAGUUACAGGAUUGUCCGGCGCUCUCGGUUCUCGACUUAUCGAGCAACAGUCUGUCAGGCACCAUCCCCGCUGGCCUCGGGACCUGCGCAAAACUAGUGAAGCUCAACCUCAUGGGCAACCAGCUCUCCGGUGAGAUCCCUCCGGAGCUCGCAAUGAUGGCUGAUCUUGCAAUCCUCGAUCUCUCGGGCAAUGCACUGUCCGGCGCCAUUCCGCCGGAAUUCGGUAGCUCUGCUGCCCUCGAGGCCUUUAACGUGUCCUACAACCGACUCACCGGCCCAGUCCCAACGGACGGAAUGUUGCGCACGCUCAACCCUAAUGACCUUGCCGGGAACCCCGGCCUGUGCGGCGGUGUCCUAGCACCAUGCGCCGCCUCUCAAUUGGUUGGCACGAUGCAUGGCCGAGGCCGCCUAAGGCAUGUCAUAGUGGGGUGGGCCAUGGGCAUGUCAGCCUUCUGCAUUAUCGUCCUCGCCAGUUUAGGAGCAAGGUGGGCCCACAGGCGGUGCGUGGAGCAAGGUUGCGGCGGCGGCUUAGAGUCCAGGGGUGAGUGGCCAUGGCGGCUCACUGUUUUCCAGAGACUGAACUUCACCAGCGCCGAGAUCCUCGCCUGCAUCAAGGAAUCCAACGUGAUCGGAAUGGGAGCGACCGGAAUUGUGUACAGGGCCGAAGCACAGCACGCGCGGGCCGUCGUGGCUGUGAAGAAGUUGUGGCGCAUGGAGCCAGAAGACGCAGAGGGGGAGACGCUGUUGGGGGAGGUAGAGUUGAUGGGGAAAUUGAGGCACAGGAAUAUAUUGAGGCUCUUGGGGUACAUGCACAACGAUGUGAGCACAAUGCUGGUGUAUGAGUACAUGCCCAACGGGAGUUUGGGGGAGGCGUUGCAUGGAGCGCAGGCGGGGAGUGUGUUGGCGGAGUGGGGGAGCCGGUAUAAUGUGGCGGUGGGCGUGGCGCACGGGCUGUGUUAUCUGCAUCAUGAUUGCAGGCCCCCUGUUAUACACAGGGAUGUCAAGUCCAAUAAUAUACUGUUGGAUGCCAAUGUGGAACCCAGAGUUGCUGACUUCGGGCUGGCCCGGAUGAUGCUCAGGAAGAAUGAGACGGUUUCCAUGGUGGCCGGCUCCUACGGCUACAUUGCCCCUGAGUAUGGCUACACCCUAAAGGUGGACGAAAAGAUUGACAUAUACAGCUUUGGAGUAGUUCUACUGGAGCUUCUCACCGGUCGUCGACCCCUCGACCCUGAAUUUGGCGAGGGCAUCAACAUAGUCGAGUGGGUUCGAGCCAAGCUAAGGAACAACAGAGGGGUCGAAGAGGCCCUCGACCCCAACGUUGGUGGCCUCUGCAAACACGUUCAAGAAGAGAUGUUGUUGGUUCUUCGCAUCGCCCUUCUUUGCACAGCAAAGUGCCCAAAGGACCGACCCUCUAUGCGAGAUGUGCUCACCAUGUUAGGCGAGGCAAAGCCAAGGCGUAAGAGCAGCGUCAACAAAGAGAAGCCCAUCUUUAGCCCACCCCCUGUUUCUAUUCUAUUGUAGAUAAUGGAGAAAUAUCUCUCUUUGAUCUUCGAUUCUGGAGAGGCCUUUUGUCUUUUUAAGUAUUUUGGCUGAGGCGAUUUUUUGAACCUUAAUCCUUUGAAAUCUUAAACAAGGAAGAGGGUCUGUGUCCUGAAGGGCUGAACACUAAGGAGGCCCUUGCUCUCGGGAGAUCUUAGCUUUUACUUUGUUGUAUCAUAGCAGUUGUAUUCAUUUUGUUUACAUGAUCGAAAGAAGAAACGGGUUGUAGGAUAUGGCGGUUUCUAAUUGUAAUCGGUGGAAUGGGGGUUUUAGGCCCCAAAUGUGUGCCAAAAAUUCAGUAAGGAUUGUCAGUCUUUUCUCUUGUAAGUGCAACGAUGUUUCCAUU
Molecule: messenger RNA, 3582 nt
Organism: Amborella trichopoda
Lineage: Eukaryota; Viridiplantae; Streptophyta; Magnoliopsida; Amborellales; Amborellaceae
Product: Leucine-rich repeat transmembrane protein kinase family protein
Biological process (GO): protein phosphorylation
Molecular function (GO): ATP binding; receptor serine/threonine kinase binding; protein kinase activity
Source: RefSeq, a predicted model, not a curated record